GCGUUUUUCGCUUCCAUAUGGAACGAAUUACUUCCAAAUAUGUGAUUAUUUUGCGACGUGCUAUUUUUACGUUCAUUGUUUAUUUAUGUUUUAUCUCGUGUAGUUGGUCGCGGUGUCAUGCAGCGACGUCGAAAAGGCGAUAAUUACAAACAGUGUGUGAAAUAUUAUUAAAUUUAGAUCAUGGUCUCGAUUGUUUCAGAUGAAUUUCUCAAAAAUGAACGUACCGAGGAAAAAAAUGACCCAGAAGAACAUCCAUUUUCGACGUCUUUCGAUGGGACGACAACAGAUACUUCCGUGCCGACGUUGUUUCAGGAGCAAUUCGUGAAAUUAAGGAAGAAACUUCCUGCAUCGGAGCAAGACGAACUGAAAAUUUCGCUGACGGAUCUCUGUGGUGACGAUGACAAAUUGAAGAAUGAGUGGGAAUUGAGACGAAGUGGUACGAGAUCGACGAUUGGGCAGCCAAUUCAGAGGGCAAGUGAGGACUUUGAUAUUGCUUCCGAAAGUAACCUCAGUUUGAACACAAAUUACACGAAAAGUAAUGUCGAUCCGGAUAUUAAUGAAAAUCUCGCGAUGAUUGAGAUGCGGGAGACGUUCAAAGAGCGUCCCAUAGACGAAUAUGACCCAACAUUAGACUGCCCUGACAAUCCUUUCGGCGAAAAUCGUGUCAAUCCAUCGCUUUAUUUCAACGACGGCGAAAGAUCCGUUGAUUUUGUGCUCGUUUGGCGCGAAGAUUUUGCCGAGUCGCCCGGUAGAGAAGAGCGCGCAAGUAAACGUGACGUCUUCGAAGCGAAUCUCAUGAAUGAAGGACUCGAUUUGGAACAUGAACUCGUAGAGGAUGAAUUUCAUUUUGUAAAAGUGCAUGCGACGGUCGAGGUUUUGCGGAGAUAUGCGGAAAUUUUGAAGCUGCGAAUGCCAAUGAGAGAGUCACUGUGUCGCGUGCAAAAGUCAAGGGACUCUCAGUCAAAUAUGAUAUUAAAUGCGGCACAAUAUGUAACGCAAAAGAUCCCAGGAGUAGCAAGAAGUACUGAAACUGUCUUAGAAACGAUCAAAAAGACAUGGAGACACAUGUUGGAGGUGAUUACUGUCGAUGAAAAGACUUUUCCGAAACGAUCUCACCGAUUUACGGCUAUUUACAGUAGAGAUAAGGAAUAUCUUUUUGACUUGAGUCAACCGAAUUUCUUCACGUCAGCAGUCCGUUCGAGGAUUGUCCAGUUCAUUCUUGAUCGUAAAAAGUUCACACGAGAGCCGAAAAAUGAUUUUGCCUUUGGAGUUCAACGUUUGAUAGCUGAAGGGGCUUAUAUUGCAGCUUAUCCAUUGCAUGAUGGUGAAAUAAAUGUUCCUGGCUCGAUGCGUUAUAAAUUGUACACAAAAUGGGCCUCCGUCAAGCGUUGGUACCGUUACCAACCAUUGGAUUACAUCAAAGACUACUUCGGCGUCAAAAUUGCCAUUUACUUUGCUUGGUUGGGAUUUUACACGUACAUGUUACUUUUGGCAGCUAUUGUGGGCGUCGGAUGUUUUAUUUACUCAUGGAGCACUUUAGACAGCUACAAAGUGUCAAAAGAAAUUUGUGAUAAGGACUCCAAGAUCAUGAUGUGUCCCAUUUGUGACUAUUGGUGUGAUUACUGGAAGUUGGAAGAGACCUGUACACAUUCGAAAUUCACGUAUCUCAUCGAUAAUCCGAGCACCGUGUUUUUUGCUGUCUUCAUGAGCUUCUGGGGAAGUCUCUUUUUGGAGUUGUGGAAACGAUAUUCCGCUGAAAUCACUCACCGAUGGGAUUUAACGGGUUUCGACGUGCACGAAGAACAUCCUCGUCCUCAAUAUCUCGCCCGUUUAGCUCACGUGCGCAAAAAGAAAGUCAAUGCCGUCACAAAUACCGAAGAACCUCAAGUGCCAUUUUGGCGGAUGAAGCUUCCAGCAACACUUUUUAGCUUUUCCGUCGUGUUAUUGUUGAUUGUCUUGGCAUUUGCCGCUGUGCUUGGUGUCGUUUUGUACCGCAUGUCAGUUUUGGCGACAAUUUCCGUGUAUCGCAGUGACAUCACAACAUCUUGGGCGAACAUUUUCACGUCUGCGACAGCAGCUUCCAUCAAUUUAACGCUCAUUGUGGUCUUUAAUUGGCUUUAUAGUUACUUGGCGGAGUAUCUGACGGAGUUGGAACUAAAUCGAACGCAAACGGAAUUCGAUGACUCUUUGACUCUGAAGAUUUAUUUGCUGCAAUUCGUGAAUUAUUACUCGUCAAUCUUCUAUAUUGCCUUUUUCAAGGGGAAAUUUGUCGGAUAUCCCGGCGGAUAUUGGAGAUUUUUCGGAUAUCGACAAGAGGAAUGCAUGUUGGGCGGAUGUUUGAUCGAAUUGUGUCUCCAAUUGGGCAUUAUUAUGAUCGGCAAGCAAACGAUGAACACAAUUAUCGAAAUGGGACUUCCGAUUUUCUGGAAAUGGUAUAAUUCGAUGAAAGUUCGCAUUGGAAAAAAUUAUAAAACGUCGCUGAAAGGAAAAGGUCAACGUUGGUUAAAAGACUUGAAAUUAAUCGAUUGGGAUAGUCGAAGUUUGUUCCCAGAAUACCUCGAGAUGGUCCUCCAAUAUGGUUUUGUGACGAUUUUCGUGUCUGCUUUUCCUUUGGCGCCAUUUUUUGCCUUGCUAAAUAAUAUUUUUGAAACAAGAUUGGAUGCCAAAAAGUUGUUGACGUACCAUAAAAGGCCUGUAAGUCAAAGAGUGAAGGAUAUUGGUAUCUGGUAUCGCAUCCUUGAUAGCAUCGGAAAAUUGAGUGUCAUCACAAAUGGGUUUAUAAUCGCCUUCACUUCAGAUUUCAUUCCGCGACUCAUUUAUCGUCUCUUCUAUUCGCAAGAUGGAACAUUAAACGGCUAUCUGGAUUUUACACUUGCGACUUUCAAAGUUAACGACUUGGAAGCUCGUAGUCAACCACAUCUUACCGAAUAUCAUAAUCUCACAACGUGCCGUUAUCACGAUUUUCGUCAACCGGAAUUUCCCUACGCUCAUACCUCGAUGUAUUGGAUAAUUUUGGCAGCGCGUCUCGGAUUCGUUGUUUUGUUCGAAAAUGUCGUGGCGUUUGUGAUGAUUCUCGUGCGUUGGUGCAUCCCCGAUAUGUCGACCGAGUUACGUGAUCAGAUCCGUCGCGAGGCAUACAUCACGAACGAAAUCAUCAUCAAACAGGAGACCUUGAGAGCGAAAGAAGAACGUAGAUGUCCAUCAACUCAGUUACGUAAUCGCAAAUCACCCAGUCGUACGGCAUCAAUGUUAAAAUGGGAACGAAUCGCCGCGUCAGCCAUGUCAGGCUCGGAAUUAGACUUAGAAUUGCAUUAUGAUGACCAAAUGAACGACGAAUCUCACAAAAAAACUGACGGGUAUCCGUUACAAACUUUCGUCUAAGAAAAAAAAUCAUUUAUUUAUUAAUUUUUAAAAUUUAUUUAAGGAAUUAAGUUAACGGGAAUGUUGAAAUCUAACAAUCAAAGCUCAUUUCGUUCUAGUCAAUGAAACUAAAAAAAAAAUCAAUAACUGCAUGCAAUUAUACUCAAUGAAUGUUUAACAAGACUCAGUGUUAAAUUUCUCAUUUUUGAUUAAUUUUAUUAUUUACAAAAAUUAAAUCUGCAGCUGAACAAAAGAAAUACAGAAAUUUCAUGAGACGAUCACUUGAUAAAUGGUCCUCCAUGUGUCGUCUUAAAAUAACUCAGACUCAUCAAAACUCGUAGAAAAUAAUUUAAAAAAUUUAUUAGUGGAAUAAAAAAAAUGAAUUAACGUAAAAAUUAAAUAAAGUGUUGUGAACUCAUAAUUUUAAUUUUAAUUAAUUAUUUAAAUUUAUUUUUGUGAUAAUUUUUAAGAGAAAUUUCUCUCAGAAUCUGAACUAAAGAGUGAAUCAGGAUUACAACAAAAUAAUUAAUUUUAUUUAUAUUUUUAAUUUUAAUAAAAAAUUAAGGAAAAUUGGAUCAAAUCCUAUGAACAA
Culicoides brevitarsis is the source of this 3952-nucleotide messenger RNA. It is a transcript of the gene subdued, whose product is annotated as anoctamin-4. NCBI's taxonomy places the organism in Eukaryota, Metazoa, Arthropoda, Insecta, Diptera, Ceratopogonidae. Gene Ontology annotation, biological process: chloride transmembrane transport. The record is from RefSeq and is a predicted model, not a curated record. Bases 181 to 3381 code for a protein of 1066 amino acids. The transcript is spliced from 11 exons. Gene Ontology annotation, cellular component: plasma membrane. Gene Ontology annotation, molecular function: chloride channel activity; protein dimerization activity.